CUUGCGCCGUCAUUUAGCAGGCCGGGGCUGUUGUCGCCGCUGUUGCUCCCUGCAUGAAAGGAAAGUGUCUGCCGGGGCGGGAGCGACUGGAGUGGCGAGUGGACUUAUGUGAGGCGCGCAGCGAAGGCGGCUGGAGGUGAGAGAGGCGCACUGGUUUCCCUGCCUGCCAGGCUCAUCGCUGGGCAGAGGCGGCAUCCCAAAGGAGCCUCCAGGGUCAGGGGAGGCAUCGCCGGGGGUGCCGGUGAGCUGCGAGGCGCCCAGAGACGGCGCUGAGGGGCGCCCCCAGUCCCAGGGCCAGCGGGGCGCGGGCUCUGCAGCAUGAGCAGCAGCAGCGUCGUCCGGAGAACUGCAGCGGAGACCGAGCUGGCGGUGCAGCUCCUGCUAGCGCUGGGGACCAUCGGCUGCCUUUGGAGUGCGACGGAGGCCCAGCUUACUGGAGUACUUGAUGAUUGCUUAUGUGAUAUAGAGAGCAUUGAUGACUUCAACAAUUUGAAGAUCUUUCCUGAAAUUCAGAAGCUUCUAGCACGGGACUAUUUCAGAUACUAUAAGGUUAAUUUGAAGAGACCAUGUCCUUUUUGGGCUGAUGAUGGCCAUUGCUCUAUCAGAGAUUGCCAUGUAGAGCCUUGUCCCGAGAGCAAAGUACCAGUUGGCAUUAAGGCUGAGAGUACUAACAAACCUGAUGCCUUGUUUUGGUUCAUAUACAAUCCUAGGAAUUCAAGAUGUAUUGUUGUGUUGAAGUUACUAAUGUAUAUGUUUGUGUUUCUAGGAGAAUCUUUCUACACAUGGCUAGAAGGUCUUUGUCUUGAAAAACGUGUGUUCUAUAAGCUCAUUUCUGGACUCCAUGCUAGCAUCAAUGUUCAUCUUUGUGCAAAUUAUUUACUUGAAGAAACUUGGGGGAAACCUCGUUGGGGAGCCAAUGUGAAGGAAUUCACUAGUCGUUUUGACCCCAGUGAAACAAAAGGAGAAGGUCCUAGGCGGCUAAAAAAUUUAUAUUUCUUAUAUUUGAUUGAACUGCGUGCAUUAUCAAAGGUUGCUUCCUACUUUGAGCGUUCAAUUGUUGAUCUUUACACUGGAAAUGCCCAAGAGGAUGCAGAAACAAAGGUUCUCUUGCUAGAAAUCUUCACACACACAAAGUCAUUCCCAAUGCAUUUUGAUGAAAAAUCGAUGUUUGCCGGAGACAAAAAAGGAGCUACAUCUUUAAAGGAAGAAUUCAGGUUACAUUUCAAGAACAUAUCCCGUAUAAUGGAUUGUGUUGGAUGUGAUAAAUGCAGAUUAUGGGGCAAACUGCAGACUCAAGGUUUAGGAACAGCUUUGAAAAUCUUAUUCUCAGAAAAAGAAAUUAAGAAUCUUCCUGAGAACAGUCCAUCAAAAGGCUUUCAGUUAACCCGGCAAGAAAUAGUGGCUCUUCUGAAUGCUUUCGGAAGACUUUCUACAAGUAUACGAGAACUGCAGAAUUUUAAAAAUUUAUUACAGCGGACGAGUUAAUAAAGGCCUUCUGGUGGAAGUGACCAUUAACCGACUACAUCGGGAAGAAUCAAACCAAUUUUUGAAGGACUUGAUACAAAAUGUUUUAAGUGAAAAAUAAUCUAAUACCAACUUGAAUAUUUAAAGUAGAAGAGGUUAGUCAUUGGACAAAAUAUUUAUAAGUAAAACAUCUAAUUUUAAAUAUGUAAAUUAUGCUUAUUUCCCACUACUUUUUCUUUGUACUCCUAUUGAACCACUUCAUAUGAAGAAAUUGUUUCCCUCUUUGUGAUUUACACCUAACGGCAGUAACUUCAUCCAAACUGCUUUGUCUAUAUGAAGAAAUCUUGCAGUGUUGCUUAAUAACAGCUGACUUUUAUAUGUAUCCAAAGGACCAGGUGUUGCUAAGCAAUGGAUUCUCUUGACAUAGUCCAUGUGUUUGACCCUAUAACAGUAAAGGCUGUGGCCAGUAAGGAUUUUGAGAAAAUAAGCCUAUUGGCUCCCAACUUGGUCCAUCUCACACUUUAAUGCCCUCCUUUUUAUAAUUUCUUCCCCCAUCCCCCAAUUUAAUUUUCUGUUUGUUCACAGUUGCCUUCUAUGUGAGGAGGCAAGGCUGGAGGAAGAGUAUUCUAGAGCCUCUAUAUUCUGUACUAUGUAUCUAACGAAGGGGUAUCUAGAGUUGAGUACUGCUAAAAAAAGUGUGUGUUCUUUGCUCUUUACUGGGUAGUCAGUCAGUCAGUCUCUCUCUCUCUCUAGUUGUAUAAAACAACAAAAAUGUAAUAUAUUCCGAUUAAAAUCUUUCAAGGGUGGGGCUUGUUCUCCUUGUUUUGGUGGUAGUAUUUGAAUUAUACUACAUGGAGAAGACAAAGGCAGAAGACACCUAUAAAAUGUAGUGUUGGUUUUUGGCGUUUAAUACAGCAUAUUCUAUCUAUGCAAUCCCUGAUCAUACCUUCUUGAAAAAAGAUACACGAUUUCAUUAAUGAAACGGGUAUAUUCUGCAGAAAUUAAAUCCUCAGCCAUUAUCUACAAAGGAGACUCUAGUCACCACAGAACAUUAUAAAACAACAAAUAAGUUUUGAAACUUUUAAAAGCUACAGUAGGAGAAAUUCUGUAAAUCUGACAGAGCAGUUUAUUUAGAAGCUAUUUGUAAUGUAAUGUUUGUAUUAAGUGAGGGAUGUUUGAAUACAGCAUGAAUGUCCUUCUUGGUACAGUGUACAUUUGUACAUACUAUGUUUUCACUUUGAUAAGUGAAGCAUUCUUUACAAAAUGAAUUAAAAGUGCUCUUAAAACUU
This is a messenger RNA of Sphaerodactylus townsendi, 2753 nucleotides long. It is a transcript of the gene ERO1B, whose product is annotated as endoplasmic reticulum oxidoreductase 1 beta. Gene Ontology annotation, cellular component: endoplasmic reticulum membrane; endoplasmic reticulum. The transcript is spliced from 11 exons. Gene Ontology annotation, molecular function: protein-disulfide reductase activity; thiol oxidase activity; FAD binding. Gene Ontology annotation, biological process: protein folding in endoplasmic reticulum. The record is from RefSeq and is a predicted model, not a curated record. NCBI's taxonomy places the organism in Eukaryota, Metazoa, Chordata, Lepidosauria, Squamata, Sphaerodactylidae. Bases 319 to 1485 code for a protein of 388 amino acids.